Messenger RNA from Aspergillus ochraceoroseus IBT 24754, 2256 nucleotides. RefSeq lists its product as uncharacterized. The transcript is spliced from 4 exons. The coding region runs from base 1 to 2256 and encodes 751 amino acids. The record is from RefSeq and is a predicted model, not a curated record. Lineage: Eukaryota; Fungi; Ascomycota; Eurotiomycetes; Eurotiales; Aspergillaceae.
AUGGCCGACGACGAGCUGUUCACCAGGGCCAUUUCUAGCUACCGGGAUGUCUUUUUGGAUCAGUACUCCCAUCUUCCGGAAUUAGAACGAAAUCAGCUUUGGAGUCAGCGAUUAAGUCAGUUCAUCCCCGACACCGUAUCUUCUUCUUCCUCCACCACCAUCCCCACGAACUCCGCCUACCGCCCCGUGCCCGGCUCCGGUAUCCCUGAUCAGGGCAGCUCCACCGAGAAAUCUGGGAAACGGACACGACAGGACACUCCCCGGUCCCUACCUGGUUCUGGCCUUCCUCCGACAAAACGACGAGUCACCACUCCGGAUCCAUCAGAGAGCGCUCAAAUGAAGCGUGAACUGUCUCAUGCAUCCUCCCCGGCGGCACCGGAAACUACUUGGCAUCUUUCGAGAACUAUGUCUCAGGCGGAUGGCUCAGCUCCUCUCUCCGGUCUCGGAUCCGCCUCUCGACCAAUAGCCAUGGUUCGCUCGCAGAGUCAACAGGUGCCAGUAUCGCAUCAACACCCACUGGCAUCUAUGGCGCAACAUCGACAUUCCUUUGGACCUCAGAGACGGCAACUCCAGAUUGUGAGCGAGUUCACUCCCUCUGAGUACGCCAAGCAAUGUUUGGGUGACUUUCAGGGUCAUAUGAAUCCGUCCGCGCUUUCGAUCGCUUUUUCGGCAGAUUCGGCGCAGGCAGGAUUGCAGCAUAGUGGCUCUUUGCCUGGUCACUUCUCGCAAGGACUCCACGACCUGAUGGGAAGCGUCACUGGUCUUGGAAACGACUGUUUGAUGGAUCCCCCGAUUCCACACGCGCUGGCUGCGGUUGAAAUGAGUCGGAGCACCACCACAGAGUCCCUAUGCGGAAAUUUGGGAAUGAUGCGAUUCGAUUCUUCGGGUCCAAAUCUUACUCCAUAUUCUUCCUUUACUGCCCCUAAUUCUUCCUACACAUCGUCCACCUCACCCGUGAAUAUACCCCUGAGCAACAACCAAGGAUCUGGAAGCCAAAGUCCCUUUCCUUUUGUUGAAUCAUCCUCUCCCCUGUCGUUUUCAUGCUCCGCCCCUUCAACUACCUCAAUGCCCCACCUCUCUCCCUCCCCUGUCACUGAGAUGAAGCACUCAAUGUCUACUGGAAGGAACAGUGCCUCCGUCUCCCCACCAUCGCGGGCCGCACGACGGACUCAGGAACAAAUCGUGCAGGGAGCAAGGCCCAUCGCCCCCAAGUCGGAGUCUCAAAAUAGCUCUUCUCUCAAAAUAACCGAGCCUAAGAUGAUUCGCAUUUCAUCAUCCGACGGGACUUCCAAAGAGGUCGCCGCUAUCCCCAAGGCCUCCAUCCAACGACCUCCUCGCCAAAAGACUUACUGCAACAUGUGCAAUGACCAGCCCGAUGGAUUUCACGGGGAGCACGAACUCCGUCGACAUAUCGAGCGUGUUCACGCCGUGGUUCGCAAAGUUUGGGUUUGCGUGGAUAUUUCCCCAGACAAAAAGUUCUUGCAAAACUGCAAGGCUUGCCGACAAGGAAAGCGUUACGGAGCUAAUUACAAUGCGGCAGCUCACCUUCGUCGCACGCACUUUAAUCCAUGCCAACGCGGUCGUGGUGGACGUGGCAAGGACAGCGAGAAAAGAGGAGGUAAAGGAGGCGGUACUCACCCUCCUAUGGAUGUGCUGAAACACUGGAUGGUUCAGAAGGAGGAAUUUGUCUUCGAGAACGCUAAGAACCUGACUAUUGACCAAGAUCUCCUAGUUGACGAGCCGGCCUCAGCGCCGAUCAACUCGGCAGACGAUUCUUCGUUUUCCGAGGCAGCAGUGACUGCUGAGAAUCCUUCACAAGGGAUGGAAUCGACUCGCGCGAGCGGUUACGAUGCGUUUGGCGCAUUUCCGACGUUGAGUAUGGAUUCGUCCUUUGCCAACCCCUGCUACUUUGAUUCCCAGCCUCUGGUGCCGGAGAUCGGUUCUCAAUCAGUACGCGAGACAAAGUCUCCUGAAUAUAUUGAUUUGGUGAACGUUGUGCUGGAAAGCCAUGUCAGUCCCGUUUACGGCCCUACCAAAGGGACCCAACCAGCCCUGUCGGUUCUGGCUUUGGCGGGAAAUUCUCCUAAGCCAGCAAGUGAAGGGGCGGCAAAGCGUACUAUUUUUGUUGUUGCUAAGUGUUCAGGAAACCUGACAAGAACGCAGGCGCUUCUCACUCCGUCAGAUCUCUUCGUUUCGCGCACAAUCAUGAGCGCCCAGCAGUACUACAGCGGACCUCCUCCCCCUCCUCAGGCGUAA